AUCUCAAUUUUACAAAGAGUAUUUAAAAUGAGCAUAAAAGCAACAUACUACGAAAUUUUAUGCGUUAAUUCUAAUGCAACGAUUGAUGACAUUAAAAAAGCUUAUAGAAAACAAGCAUUAAUAUGGCACCCUGACAAAAAUGUGGACAGACGUGAAGUAGCAGAGGCACAAUUCAAACUGGUUGCAGAAGCUUAUGAAGUUUUAAGUGAUUCCAAGAAAAGAAAGAUUUAUGAUUUGCAUGGUGAAGAAGGUCUUAAAAAAGGAUUUUCAUUUCCUUCACAAAGCACAAGUCAAGCACAUUCAUUCCAAUUCCAUGAUCCCAAUGAAAUAUUCAUGCAAUUUUUCGACAAUGAUCCAUUCUUCAAUAAUCCAUCGCCUUUUAAUAAUCCAUUCUUCAAUGAUCCAUUCUUCAAUAAUCCAUCGCCUUUUAAUGAUCCAUUCUUCAAUGAUCCAUUCUCCAAUAAUCCAUCAUCACCUAUUAAUAAUUUCUUUGGUAUAAGUGAAGGUAAAGGCAAAGGUGGUAGUAGUAGUUUUAAAAGCACACGGACUUCAACGCGAACCUAG
Entrophospora candida is the source of this 564-nucleotide messenger RNA. Lineage: Eukaryota; Fungi; Glomeromycota; Glomeromycetes; Entrophosporales; Entrophosporaceae. The record is from the annotation of a GenBank genome assembly.